Molecule: messenger RNA, 838 nt
Organism: Cyprinodon variegatus (sheepshead minnow)
Lineage: Eukaryota; Metazoa; Chordata; Actinopteri; Cyprinodontiformes; Cyprinodontidae
Gene: psmb9a
Product: proteasome subunit beta type-9
Exons: 6
Coding region: 182-832 (216 amino acids)
Cellular component (GO): proteasome core complex
Molecular function (GO): threonine-type endopeptidase activity
Source: RefSeq, a predicted model, not a curated record
GUAAUGCUUCGAUGUGCUGGCGUGUUGCUCCAAUUAAUUAAGGCACUUUGAGCUUUGAACAACAUUUUCUCUAACAGGAGAACCAUUGCAGACUGGGGUAGCCUCCUGCGCGUCGGUUUGCUGUGCGCUUCUGGUGUUUAUAAUAGUUCAUUGUCGGUGUCGUCAUUUCAAAGUGUCUGCCAUGUUGGGAGAAGCGGAGCCACAAUGGUUGUCCGAGGAAGUGAAAACAGGAACAACCAUCAUUGCUAUAGAGUUUAAUGGAGGGGUGGUCUUAGGCUCUGAUUCCAGAGUGUCUGCUGGGGAAUCUGUGGUAAACAGGGUGAUGAAUAAACUGUCUCCACUUCAUGAUAAGAUCUACUGCGCUCUGUCAGGAUCUGCAGCAGAUGCUCAGACCAUUGCUGAGGUAGUGAACUACCAGCUUGAUGUCCACAGUAUGGAAAUAGGUGAGGACCCAAAGGUUCGAUCAGCUGCCACUCUUGUGAGAAACAUCUCAUACAAAUAUAAGGAAGAGAUGUCAGCACAUCUUAUAGUGGCGGGCUGGGACAGAAAAGAUGGAGGACAGGUUUUUGCAACCCUCAAAGGACUCCUGACCAGGCAGCCUUUUGCUGUUGGAGGCUCCGGAAGCUCCUAUGUUUACGGAUUUGUUGAUGCUGAGUAUCGCAAAGGAAUGAGCAAGGAGGAGAGCCAGCAGUUUGUGGUCAACACUCUUGCUUUGGCAAUGAACCGUGACGGCUCCAGUGGGGGUGUGGCCUACUUAGUCACCAUUGAUAAACAUGGAACAGAAGAGAAAGUCAUUCUGGGAAAUGAUUUACCCACUUUUUUUGACCAGUGAUACGAU